GAACUGCCUGCUUGAUCCGGUCUUCGUCAGCCAACCAGGAAAGAGGGCUUGCCGUGAUCUGGACUGAGGCGGAUGAGACCAGAAACCUUUGUUCUGUCUCUCCUCCCAAUGCGAGAUUAAAAAAAACAAAAAAAAACAAGAGCCUAUCAAUGCGUCCUUCAGACCUGCGCUCGCAUUUUGUGCGUUGGCGACCGGCUAAUGGAUGUUUUAUUAAUCAGAAAUUAGCGGAAUUUAUUUAUUAGGCUCAUAAUCAUUUCCCCCCCCGGUCGCUACAACCAGAGGAGGACACCUGGACGUUUUUUUUGUUUUUUUUUUAUUCUGUCAGCUGCUAAAUGGAAAUAAAACGCGGGGCUGAAAGUGGAAGCAGUCGAGUGUUUCUAUCAGGACUAACUUGAUCUCAUCUCAAGUGCUGGCUUUAUUCCUCCCCCCCAUCACUCCAUCAGGUAAUGAUCUUCCAGUCCACUAUCUACGCCUCCUGGCCCCGCCCUUGCAGCUUUUGUCAGCUGCAGUGUGGCAAGUAGUGCAGCAGGGACUUGUGGACCACUAUGGGAUGCUGGAGGAGUUUGUUACCAUGGUGACAGAGCUGGUCCCAGAGCUGAUGAGCUACAGUCAGAGGGCUCAGCUCAUCCUGGGACUGAGGGCCAGGCUGGUUCUGGAGAUGUGUCGAGGUGAGCACCCAGUGGACAUGCAGACCAUUCAACCACAUCUGGACAGAAUUAAAGCUCCUGUCAGCACUGCCAAGGAUCACCAUGUAACCAUCAACCAGGUGGAGGAAUCGGAGGUGAACUUUGUGGAGUUGGUGCAUUCAUUACUGGAGGAUGACUCUGAAAGAAAAUACUUUUUCCAGGAAAUCUUCCCUGUAUAUUUUGGCCCAAAGUAUGAAGCAGCUCUCGAGAUGCUGGUGUGGGAGUUCAUAUCAAGACUGGAGGAGCUGCUGCCAGUUCCAGACUUCACACAGUUGGCAGCUUUGCUCGGAGACGCGCCGUCAUUCCUAGACGACUGUUUACAAUCCUUUUUCCCGCCAGACGACAUGAAGGCUGUACUUGAACACCACAGAAACCUCGGCCAUUUUGAAGAGAAAGAUCCUAGAUUAUUACCGAUGGAUGACUGCAUCCUCUCCUCCCUGUCUCUGCCUCCUGGGACCAAACCUGUCACAAACGCCACCUCACCUGCUCUCAAAGAUUCAAACCCUCCAGAGCACAAAGGAGCCGUAAACACAAGCAGUCUGGAGAGGGCCGGCAGAAGGAGCUCUGAGACAGCGAGACGGAAGGAGACGAGGGACUCGGGCAGUUGGCAGCUGCAAGUUAGAGGCGGGAACAUUUCUCAGGAGAGGAAUGCGCAAAACUCAAUUAGUACACAACCAUGUGAUGAAACCAUAGACCUCACUAUGUCUAAUGAGACUGCGGACACAGAUUCAGCAGCCGAUGACAACAGCCAAAGCUUGAGAGGAGGGCGGGUUCUCAGGAAGAGGAAGUUGAGCGGAGGUGUGGACAUUCCCACAAAACAGCCUGCUGAGGCGACAGCUUUCUUGGAUUCGUCAAUGGAGGAAGAGAAUUCAGGUGAAUCUCCUCUGAUCUCGAUAUGGGGAGAAUAUACAGACUCUCAGGAAGGUUCAUUCCCAGUUGUAACAGACACAAAGGUUCCUUGGUCGGACGAGGAGACACUAAAUCUGCUCGACAUCUGGGGGAAGGACUCGGUGCAGCGGGCUUUGAAGGGCUGCUUGAAGAACCGUCACAUAUUCACACAGAUCGCACAGAAGAUGGCAGAGAGAGGCUACAUGAGAACUGUGGAACAGUGCCAGACCAGGGUCAAACGACUGAAGAAAUGCUUUCGCCAGAACAACAAAGGGAACUCAAGGCUGGAGUAUAAAUUUUAUGAGCAGCUGAAGCGGGUACUCGGCUCCUCAGCUCCCUCCACUGUUCCUGAGGUCACCUAUGACGUAGAAGAGGUCGUCGAUGAAGACGAGUCCCAAGACGGCGACGAGGACUUGCAGUUUCUCGGCCAUACGAGCCGACUGGAAAUCGGAACUAGAAGCGUUCCGUGGACAGACUUGGAGACGCUGGCCCUCAUCAACACGUGGGGUGAAGACAAGAUGCAGCAGGAACUGAGAGGAAUCCACAGAACCGGACACAUGUUCUCCAUCAUAUCCAACAAGAUGGCUGCCCAGGGCUUCUCCCGAACACCAGAGCAGUGCCAAACAAGACUGAAAAGGCUGAAAUCAAGUUUCAGGCAAUGCUACCAAAACAACAUGAAGGGACAGGAACAAGUUGUGUGCAAGUUUUACAAUGAACUGGGAAGAAUUUUAGUGAAGGACUUCCCUAUAGUGCCACAAGUGGAUGAAAUGCCAGGAGAGCCCGAAGAUGACUUCACCUCCUUCUCCCAUCAGGAUAUCGAGUCUGCUGUGGGCGUUCAGGAAGAUAGGAAGAAAGUCCCGUGGUCAGACAAAGAGACCAUCAUCCUUCUGGAAAUCUGGGGAGACCCACAGGUCCAGGAGUGCAUGAGACGCUACCCACACAACGGUCACAUUUUUACCGAAAUAUCAGAGAGACUCGGCGCCAACGGCUACUCCCGCAGCGCCGAGCAGUGCCACACCAGGAUCAAACGACUGAAAGCCAACUAUCGGCAGUGUCAGGAAAACAUGAGCUCAUCUGGGACCGACAGAGUCGACUUUAAAUUCUAUGAUUUGCUGGAACAAAUCCUGGACAAGCAGCCGUCAACAUCUUCCAUCCUUGUGACAGACUCCAUCGAAAUAUCCGAAGACUCAAAUGGUGAAUCAGUGACUGAAACAGAUGGAGAAAUCAGCAUGUCAACAGAAAAAACAGCACCUAGCUUGUGGUCAGAUGAGGAGACCCUGGCGCUUAUCGAGAUCUGGGGCGACGAAGACGUUCAGAGGGCGCUGAGGGGUUCAGUCCACAACGGACACGUUUACGCCGACAUUUCGGAGAGAAUUAAAGACCUCGGCUACUCGAAAACCUCGGAGCAGUGCCGCUGGAAGGUGAAGUCACUGAGGAACAACUUUCGACAGUGCUACGAUAAGAAGAAGUGUGGAAGAAGAGUAGAUUAUAGAUUCUUCAAGCCGCUGGAACAAAUACUUGGACAGGAGGCGGUUUCUAUUGAUGAGUAUGAUGAAAGAGACGAGCAGGCGGACCAGGAUCCAGUAGGUCCAGAUGGCGUGAACACAGCGUGGACGGAACAGGAGACGGUUACUCUCGUCGAGGUGUGGGCUGCAGACGACGUGCAGCACAGCCUGAAAACCUGCGUCCGCAACGGGCACAUAUUCGCAGACAUAGCUGAGAAAAUGACCGCCAUGGGAUACCCGAGGACGGCGGAGCAGUGCCACUCCCGGAUCAAAAGGUUGAAGAAGACUUACAGGCGCUACUGCAACACCCGGAGAAACGGAGGGCGGCCCGUGGCGUUUAGAUACUUCCACCUCCUGGCUCCGGUGCUCGGUGAUAACUCUGUGUACGUUGACGUGGACAGUAUCGCUGCUAACGCCACCGAGCAACCCCUUAUGGACAAGGACCCUGACAUGUACGAGCAGCCCUCAGCCAGCCACCCCCAGGCCGACCUCAGCAGAAAGAUGCCCUGGUCGGACCAGGAGACUCGCACCCUGCUGGAGAUCUGGGGCGAAGACUCGGUCCAGCUCACAAUGAGGGGCUGCCUGAAGAACCGCCACAUGUUUGUGUACAUCUCUGAGAAGAUGAGCGACCGAGGAUUCAUAAGGACCUCAGAGCAGUGCUACUCCCGUAUUAAGCGCCUUAAACAUGGCUUCCUCCAUGAAAAGGAGGAAUUCAAAUUUUUCAGCGAGAUGGAUGAAAUCUUCAGGAGGGAGCUGAAAGUGGACGUCACAGUUGCAGACACGUCGGUCACAGAUGAGCCGGAGGACUACACGCUAGGGCCUGCUCAAAAGAAAGGUACCCAGUGGAUGGCUGACAGCACCAAGCUGCCCUGGAGCGACGGGGAGACAGAGGCCCUCCUGGAUAUAUGGGGGAGUGAGGAGAUCCAGGAGACCUUGAAGGGCUGCACCAAGAACAAACACAUCUUCAUCCAGAUCUCUGAGGUCAUGGCUAGCCAGGGCUACCUGCGCACUCCUGAACAGUGUCAGACCAGGAUAAAGAGGCUCAGGGCCAAUUUCCGACACUUCCUCGAAGGCAGAAAAGGAGAGAAACAGGAAUGCAAGUUCUUUGACCAGCUGGUGCAGAUAUUUGGCAGCAAGUAUGUAAUAAACUCAGACCCUCUGGCCGACGAUACAGCCGAUGGCGUAGAGACCUGAAACUGUCCAUCAUCCACGGAGUGAUCAAGAGGUCACAGCAGCUGCAGACCAACAAAGGAACAUCCAGAGGAGAAAAAACAAGGGCAUUCAUACAGAUAACAGAAGAAGGUCUGUCCAGGCUCACUCAGAUCUAUGUUUGCCUCUGUAUAUACUUCAAAUACUUUUACAUUCUUCAUACACACAGACCAGGCUGUGUGUGUGUGUAGGCGUGCGUGUGUGUGUGUGCGUGUGUGUGUGUGUGUUUGCAUCCCUCCACCAGAGUGUAUGACAUAGAGCCAUGACACUACAACCGGGAAGCUCAGGGCUCGAGGGACACAAAUUGAUCUCUGAUCAUGACCUGGUGGGAGUCUCAGAAAAUGCUGUGCUCCUCCAGAAAAACACGUUUUUACUGCUGUUUAAUUAUUUUUUACUUGAACUGAAAUCGAGUGAUUCAAAGCACAUGCAAAAAAAAAUACACGCAAGGCCUCUAUUACUGUAACCACAGCGUACAUUUGCUUUUUUGUCUUAAUUCAGGUCUCUCUUCUGUUCUUGCACUUGUUUACAAUGUUUGUGAGUGGUGAACUCUUUUAAUUUAUAAAGUUAAUGGUUAUUUUAUUUUUUUUUACACUGUAUGAGUUGAUCCUGUCCAGAAUUUUUAUUUAUUUAAAUUAUUGUUUACGUGUGUAUUUUACAAUUUACUUUGAAUAUGUUAUACUUCAAACUUUAUUGAAGCACAUUUUUCCACAAAGAUGUAAAAGGUUUUGUCACAUCUAUUAAAAGAAACUUGAAAUGUUUGAUUGAAAA
Messenger RNA from Dicentrarchus labrax (European seabass), 5056 nucleotides. RefSeq lists its product as uncharacterized. Gene Ontology annotation, cellular component: shelterin complex. The transcript is spliced from 25 exons. The record is from RefSeq and is a predicted model, not a curated record. Gene Ontology annotation, molecular function: telomeric repeat DNA binding. NCBI's taxonomy places the organism in Eukaryota, Metazoa, Chordata, Actinopteri, Moronidae. Bases 551 to 4273 code for a protein of 1240 amino acids. Gene Ontology annotation, biological process: telomere capping; regulation of telomere maintenance via telomere lengthening.